Molecule: messenger RNA, 1925 nt
Organism: Dendrobium catenatum
Lineage: Eukaryota; Viridiplantae; Streptophyta; Magnoliopsida; Asparagales; Orchidaceae
Product: SH3 domain-containing protein 2
Exons: 10
Coding region: 372-1622 (416 amino acids)
Molecular function (GO): protein binding
Source: RefSeq, a predicted model, not a curated record
UAUUGUUUUGGCUCCACUGCCAUCUACUUUCCGAAAUAACAUCUGCAGGUGCGUAAUUGCGUCCCAGUGCCGCAUGUGCGCCGGACGGUCGCUUCCCCGCUCUUCCACGCUGUACUAUCUCUUGACGAUUUCUAUUUCCAAACCCCACUCUUUCAAGGCUUCAGCUUUUUCACAGCAACACCAGAAACAUCGCAGCUAGAACAUAUCCAGCUCUUAGGGUUUAAUUAGCAAGUUGAACUGAGUGGCCCGAAUAGCUUCGGAUUUGACUAGGUUCGGAUUGUUGUAACUGCUCCUUUUUGCAUUGAGCUUUCCAGAGAGAGAGAGAGAGAGAGAGAGAGAGAGAGAGAGAGAGAGAGAGAGAGAGAGAGCUUAUGGAGGCUAUACGGAAGCAGGCAAGCAAGCUACGGGAGCAAGUGGCGAAACAGCAGCAGGCAGUCCUUAAGCAAUUUAGUGGGCGUUUUGGGCAUGAUUCAGCCCUCCAUGAUGAAACUGAACAUCAAUGCCACCAAAAUCUUUUAGUUCUGUAUAGCUCAACUAGAGCAGCAAAGCAUUUGCAACGGGAUAUUGCACGUGGUGUUGAAGCUUUUAUUUCUGUUAGUUCCAAGCAAAUAGAAAUAUUAAGAAAGCUAGCUCAAGAUUGUUGCAAAUAUGGAGAUGAAUAUCAAGCUUCUGGGUAUGGUCUUGCCAGGGCUUCUAGUGACUUUGGCAAUUCUCACAAUUUAAUGGAAAUGGAGCGGGAGAAUCUGCUGAGAGUUCUUGGUGAACAGGUUUAUGAACCAUUAAGGGCAAUGGUUAUGGGUGCUCCAUUAGAGGAUGCUCGUCACUUGACUUACCGCUACAAGAAGAUCAGUCAGGAUGUCGAGGGUCAGACUGCUGAAGUUCUAAAACGCCAACUGAGGUCAAAGGAAGUUGCUAAUAGCACAGAGAGUGCUGCUAAGCUUGAAAAUGCUGAAUUGAAGUUAUCAGAGCUUAGAAGGGCUUUGUCAGCACUCGGAAGAGAAGCAACAGAAGCUAUGCUAUCAGUUGAGGCUCAACAACAAGAAGUUACUUUCCAGCGGCUUCUUGCAAUGGUUGAUGCUGAGAGAUUGUUUCAUCAAAAGGCGGCUGUAGUUCUGGACAAGCUCUACAGUGAGAUGGUUCAAUUAAAGCCUCAGGAUGAAUCUGCUUCAAAUUUAACAAAUCAGACUAAACAACAUCUGCCAACUGCCGAUAUUGAUGCCACGGCUCCAAAUGAAAAUGUAGAGAAUAGGAACAGUCAAUCUAGUGGCUCAUUUGCAGAUACUGAGAAUGCAUCCGAUGAUAUCAAGAUAAAUCACUCUGCAGAAUCCCCAGAAAACAAAAAUAAUGAGAAUCUAAAUACCAAGGUGGAUCAUUCCAGGGAAAUUCCAGCAAAUGGUCAACGUGGUACAUAUUAUGUUGCAGAAGUUAUUCACUCCUUCGAUGCUCAGACAGAUGGCGAGCUCAGCAUCUCGGCUGGUGAUUACGUUGUGGUACGUCAGGCAACUCAAAGUGGAUGGUCAGAGGGUGAAUGCAAGGGGAAAGCUGGCUGGUUCCCAUCUGCUUAUAUCGAGAAACGGGAAAAAGCUCCAGCAAGCAAGGUGGUUGCCCUCUUAUCAUGUUAGUAGUCAUCACUUCAAGUUCAUGUAAUCGAUUCAUGUACAGGUGCCUCUUCGUUCAUUUACACAUCUAUUCAAGCUUUUUCGGUGUUUGUUUUUUUAUAUUCUUAUUUUGGAAGCGCUGGUAUCUAUUAUGGUUAUCAGGUGCAAUAACUUCAUUUGUAAAUAAUAUUCAAGGUUAGAAUUACUGUGAUUUAUCCAAUUGUUUUUGAGCUUUGGUUAGGUCUUAUGUGUGUUAUUGUUUCUUUGUACUAAAUAGGCAUAUUAACUUUCUAUUUUCUUUAUAGAUUGAUUUUUGAUUGUGAUCUA